UACCGGAGGAACACGUCCACUGCCGGCCAUUGUCUCAUCGGCGCACCGAGCAACGGGGGUGGGAGGGGGGGGGUGCAAUGGAGGACAUCCAGAGAUGGAGCGUCUAACCGCGUCUGGAAAAGCAGCUGCAUUGAAAGUGGUCAAUACGUGGAAGAGUGAGUGAUGUGUGUGUGACAAGCUCGAAGGGGCCAGAGCUGACACUACAGUGUGCAUUUGUGUUGCCCAAGGACACACACACACCAUGUGGCUGGCUACAUUUAAAGACCGUCUGUUGCCUGCACACCUGCUACACCACCAAAGGACUGUAACCAUCACCCACUGUGCUCUUCUCUGGUGGAUAUUAUACUCCUGCUGGCCAUUUACCAAGGCUACCAGCCAAAAGUUCUACCCGACGGUGACCACUCAGUUCGGGAAGCUGCGAGGUCUGAGGGUCCCAGUGCCCAGUGAAGUGCUCAGACCUGUUGACCAGUACUUGGGCGUGCCCUAUGCUGCACCUCCCAUGGGAGAGAAGCGUUUCAUGCCCCCGGAUCAGGCCUCGUCUUGGUCGGGGAUCAAGAAUGCUACCCACUUCAUGCCCGUGUGCCCCCAGAACAUCCACAGCACUGUGCCGGAGAUAAUGAUGCCCAUAUGGUUCACCUACAACCUGGACACGGUCGCCUCCUACAUUCAGGAUCAGAGCGAGGACUGCUUGUAUCUAAACAUCUACGCACCCACGGAGGACGGGGGCCAACACAGGAAAAAAGGGGCGUCUUUUUCUCACGCUGAGACUCACAUAUCAGAAGAUAUAAGGGACUCGGAAGCUCGACCUGUGAUGGUGUACAUCCACGGAGGCUCCUAUAUGGAGGGCACUGGGAACAUGAUGGAUGGCAGCGUGCUGGCCAGUUAUGGGAACGUUGUUGUCGUCACGCUAAACUACAGAAUUGGAAUACUAGGAUUCCUCAGUACUGGAGACCAGGCUGCCAAAGGAAACUAUGGACUCCUGGACCAGAUUCAAGCUCUUCGAUGGAUCAGUAAGAACAUUGGAUACUUUGGAGGGGACCCGGGCCGCAUCACAGUUUUUGGAUCUGGAAUCGGGGCUUCCUGCGUAAGCCUGCUAACCCUAUCCCACCACUCGGAAGGUUUGUUCCACAGAGCCAUCAUUCAAAGCGGCUCAGCGCUGUCCAGCUGGGCUGUCAACUACCAACCGGUGAAAUACACCCGCAUGCUGGCCGAGAGGGUGGGCUGCAACGUGUUGGACACCGUGGACAUGGUCUCCUGUCUGCAGAAGAAGACUGCCAAGGAGCUGGUGGAACAAGACAUCCAGCCCGCCCAGUACCGCGUGGCUUUCGGCCCGGUGAUCGACGGCGACGUCAUCCCCGAUGACCCCGAGAUCCUAAUGGAGCAAGGCGAGUUCCUCAACUACGACAUCAUGCUGGGCGUCAAUCAGGGUGAGGGACUGCGCUUUGUGGAGAACGUGAUGGACCUGGAAGACGGCGUGUCGGGAAGCGACUUUGACUUUGUGGUGUCCGACUUCGUGGACAGUUUGUAUGGCUACCCUGAAGGGAAGGACACGCUGAGGGAGACGAUUAAAUUCAUGUACACAGACUGGGCUGAUAAGGACAAUCCAGAAACCAGGAGGAAGACCUUGGUGGCUCUAUUCACGGACCACCAAUGGGUGGAACCCUCCGUGGUGACGGCCGACCUGCACGCCCGCUAUGGCUCUCCCACCUACUUCUACGCCUUCUACCACCACUGCCAGAGCCUCAUGAAGCCUGUCUGGUCGGACUCGGCGCAUGGAGACGAGGUGCCUUACGUGUUUGGCAUUCCCAUGGUCGGCCCGACCGAUCUGUUUCCCUGCAACUUCUCCAAGAAUGACAUCAUGCUCAGCGCCGUGGUGAUGACUUAUUGGACUAACUUCGCUAAGAGUGGGGACCCCAACAAGCCGGUGCCCCAGGACACCAAGUUCAUCCACACCAAAGCCAACCGUUUCGAGGAGGUGGCCUGGUCCAAGUACGACCCCUACGACCAGCUCUAUCUGCACAUCGGCCUCAAGCCUCGCAUCCGUGAUCACUACCGCGCCACCAAGGUGGCCUUCUGGAAACACCUGGUCCCGCACCUCUACAACCUCCACGACAUGUUCCAUUACUCCUCCACCACCACCAAAGUCACGCCGCUGGAUCCCACUCAGUCCGCCGGGAAAAGAUCCGGCAGCACGGGCCGCCCUCCCGUCUCCCCGGGCCAAAACAGCGACGAAAGCGGGAGAGAGAUGGGUCCUCUGAUCAUGCCCAAUCCCCGGGAUUACUCCACCGAGCUCAGCGUCACCAUUGCCGUCGGGGCGUCUCUGCUCUUCCUCAAUGUGCUGGCCUUCGCCGCUCUCUACUACCGCAAAGACAAGCGCAGCCGACAGGAAACGUCCCAGCAGCCCAGUCCUCAACGCGACAGCAAGGGAAACAACGUGAGCCAUGCCGCCACUGUGGACGAGACCCUGUCCAGGAACCAGUGUGAAGCCCUCCACAAUCCCAUCCACGUGUCUCCCACCUUGGACUACUCUCUUAGUCAGCGCCGCUCUCCUGACGACAUCCCGCUGAUGACCCCCAACAACAUCACCAUGAUCCCUAACUCACUGAUGGGCCUCUCCAACAUGAAUCCCUACAGCACCUUCCCAGCCGGCUACAGUUCCGCCGGCCUGCCCAGCACCCACUCCACCACGCGGGUAUAAUUGGCCGUGACGUAAACGAAACCACAGAAAUGCAUAGCUGUAAUUAGGAUGUUUAGAUCCAAAUAGGAACGUUGUUUUCUUUUCCGAGCUACUUCCAGCAUCCUGAAUAUGCUCCAUCAUGACGGGAAGUCUUUGAAGGAGUCAUCUCCAUAUUCAUGUAGGCGACAAAAAAAAGGAACUUUACCUGGACAGAACAAUCAUGAUCAUGUUUAUACGGUUGGAUUUGUACGGGAAGUGCUUUCUUAGUGUCUAUUUUGAUCGGGUGGAGCUCGUCACGGAACGAGAUGUGGGAGAAGUGAGGGGCAAGCAGCAGUGUUAUCAAUCUGUUUUCUACAUUUUUCUCAUUGCUUCAUAUGAAAAAUUUAUUUUUACUGCAGUUCCUCUAACACGCCUUCACCUAAUGAAAUGGAAUACAAGUCCUCAUGAGGAAGAAUAUCUCCAAUUUCUACUAUAGCAUAGGUGUGCUCCAAAAAUGUAAAUUAGGCAUUCUUAUCAAAAGAAGUGUUUUGCUAAUGUAGUGUGUUGUAAUUUAUUGUAGUCUAUUUGAGUAUCUUUUUUCCCUUUCAAGUAUUUGAUAUUUUUUGCUUAAUACAUGCUAACUAAGAAUAUAAUCUCUGCUUCUAUAAGAAAAAAAAAAACUCAUUAUAGGCUUUAAAUGUGUUUUCUCACUCUAACAAAUUAUUUUGCUUGUUUGUACAGAAUAACAUUUGAUGGUUAUUUCUAUAUUAAUAUGCUGAACUCUACGCUAAAAGAUACCUGUAAUUACAUUGUAAUUGUAUGUAUCCCAACGCAAUCGCCGGCAUUGAAAAUGUAGUUUUGUUAAAAAAAAAGCCUGCAGGUCACUGCUAUAGGACCUUGGACAUAAUGACAUCGAUCCCAUAGGUUCUCUCUUUUUCUCAAGAACAUGUUGGACUUUAAACUUUGCGUUCUUUCAAGCAGUCAUAAUGUGGUUUAACCUAUUAAACUAUUUUUUUCCAACUAA
Molecule: messenger RNA, 3680 nt
Organism: Entelurus aequoreus (snake pipefish)
Lineage: Eukaryota; Metazoa; Chordata; Actinopteri; Syngnathiformes; Syngnathidae
Product: neuroligin-3-like
Exons: 7
Coding region: 242-2698 (818 amino acids)
Biological process (GO): neuron cell-cell adhesion; chemical synaptic transmission; postsynaptic membrane assembly
Cellular component (GO): cell surface; postsynaptic specialization membrane; synapse
Molecular function (GO): signaling receptor activity; neurexin family protein binding
Source: RefSeq, a predicted model, not a curated record